AUGGUGUUAGAAACUGAUCACGGCGGCUGUGGGUUUGUUCUGUCUAAGGUUAAGGAAAUGGCGGAGAGUGGGUCAAUUUAUAUAGAAUUAGAUUUGGAGUUCGGAGAGCUUUUGAAAGACUGGAUAGAUGAUUGGUUAGAUGAGGAAAAUUCGGAGCACGGAGAUUGGCCAGAGAAUGCGAACGAAGGGGAAGAUGUUAAUGUGACAGAAGAUGAGGGGAAAGAGAAUGUCCAAGAUACUGCCGAUGUAGAUGAUAAGAGGGAUAUGUUCAGGAAGAUAAUGGAUAUGACUUUUAUGUCUUUAGAAGCUGCCUUUGUUUUCUACGACAGCUAUGCUAGAGAUAAUGGUUUCAGCAUUAGAAAGGAUAAGGUCAGAUACAGCAAAACUGAGUCACAUCACAUGAACUAUAUGAGAUAUGUUUGUUCCAGAGAAGGGAAACGUGAUAGCAAGUUGCUAACCGAGGAAGGACACACUCGUAGGCUGAGAGCCGAGACACGUUGCCACUGCGAUGCGCACCUGGCCUUGAAGCUUGACGAAAAGCGUGGGAUUUGGUAUGUUGGUAGUUUUGAGGACAAGCACAGUCAUAUGUUAGCAAGACCGGAUGAAGUACCUUUUCUUUGGUCUCACAGAAAAAUCAAAGAGUACCAGAAAGCUGAGAUAAUAGCAAUGGGAGCCGCAGGGAUUAGAACUCACACUAUUAUGGAUUCUUUCAUCAGCAAACAUGUAAGGUACGGUGGUGUUGGGUUUACAAGGCGUGAUAUAUACAACCUUAUAUCUAGGGAGAAGAGGAAGCUACUUUCAAAAGGUGAUGCUGCCACAUCCAUAGGCAUCAUGGCUAGUAGGAAAAAGAGGGAUCAUAGCUUCUUUUUCGAGUACAAGUUAGAUAAGGAUGGACAUCUGAAUAGAAUGUUCUGGUGUGACUCCCGAUCUCAGCAGGACUAUGAGGAUUUCGGUGACGUAGUUGUAUUUGACAGCACAUACUAG
This is a messenger RNA of Aegilops tauschii subsp. strangulata, 984 nucleotides long. RefSeq names its product protein FAR1-RELATED SEQUENCE 5-like. The record is from RefSeq and is a predicted model, not a curated record. Lineage: Eukaryota; Viridiplantae; Streptophyta; Magnoliopsida; Poales; Poaceae.